Wasmannia auropunctata (little fire ant) is the source of this 2656-nucleotide messenger RNA. It is a transcript of the gene Nagk, whose product is annotated as N-acetyl-D-glucosamine kinase. The transcript is spliced from 7 exons. Gene Ontology annotation, molecular function: N-acetylglucosamine kinase activity. NCBI's taxonomy places the organism in Eukaryota, Metazoa, Arthropoda, Insecta, Hymenoptera, Formicidae. The record is from RefSeq and is a predicted model, not a curated record. The coding region runs from base 1008 to 2213 and encodes 401 amino acids.
UGAAAAAGAUUGUCUCAAAUUGUAAAUUAAUAUAUUUUCUCAUUUAUACUUGAUUAGCUUCUUUCCUACUAACAUCACAUGUUACAUGUGAGAAAAAUUGAACUUAGGCCUGUUUCUUGAAUUAACCGUUUCUUACAUAACAUUUCUUGCAUGUAUUUUUUUGAUGACCGUUUAUUUCCUUAGUUCGCCAACUUUGGAGUUGAUCAAUGGAUCGCACUUUAAUCAGUACAUUAUUAUAUUCAUACUAAUUUCUUUUUUACAAGUCGCUCCUUCUAGGAAGAAUUACGACAAAGUAAAGUUAAAAGUUUGAAAUCGUUUCCCACAUCUCUUUUAAAUUACAGUAUUUUUUUUAUAUUUUUUUCACUAUAAUGACUCUGUGUUUACUUCUCGUUAGUUUAUCAAGAUUUAGCCGCCACGUGUGCGAAUAGGCGAAGUGCGCUUGUCGGGACGCAGGCGUUCGCGGUUUCUGCGCGAAAAAAAGAGAGAAAGAGAGAAGAGACUGCUAUCAAUAAUUCAAUAACGGCACGCUCGCAAUUCGCGCUUUGACGUCCAAUAGCAUGCUGUGCAUAAUCAACGCCGUUCGCAAUUGCGGAGCGCAAGAGCGUAAGGGACUAACAUCGCUAACAAUAAGUAUCGCUUUCGAAGCGUCGAAAAUAUGUGAGACACGCUCCCUGCCUCUCUCUCUCCCUCGUCCGGAGGCGGCAGUAUUACGGCGCGUAACGUGCCGUCGCUAUUUCAGCAAUCUGUUUUCGAAUGAUUAUGCAUGUAUCUUUUAUCUCCCGGAGCAUGUAUCUCCCAUGCUACGUCGAGAUAAAACGCUUUUUUAGUAUGAAGUGAAUACGUGCCAAGUCGUCCGUCGCUAAGUAUACGUAUGUACUAUAGUAAUGCAAACGCCAUCCCGCAAGCAAGUCUACUUGAUCUUAUGAAAGAAGAAGGGCAAGAAGGAGAAGAAGCCGAAGAUCGUGGAUGAGUAUCAGUUACGCAGGGAGCUGAGGGAGCAGGCGAAGAUGAUGAAGUCCGCGGACCUGGUGCAGGAAGCUGCGACGCUUACGCUGCGUGAGCCGCAAUUCUCCGAGGAUAUUAGGAUCGGCGGUAUAGAGGGAGGCGGUACACACUCGACACUCGUAAUACUCGAUGGAAAAGGUGCCAAGCUAACAGAAGUUAAAGGACCGGACACUAAUCAUUGGACAAUCGGAAUAGAUGAAACAGCUGCCAGACUCAGCGCGAUGAUCGAGCAGGGUAAACGAACGUUAGAUAUACCAGAAACCGUUCCUUUAGAUUGCGUAGGACUUACCUUAAGCGGUUGCGAGGAGGAAACCACCAAUCGUCAGAUUGUGGGAACUUUGUUGAAAAAAUAUCCACAAUCCGCCAAGGACUAUGUUAUUAGUUCAGAUACUCUUGGCAGCCUUAGGACUGGCCUGGAAUCCGGCGGGAUCGUGUUGAUCGCUGGAACUGGCAGCAAUGCUUUGCUGAUCAAUCCGGACGGGACGACUCAUAAUUGCGGAGGAUGGGGAUACAUGAUGGGCGACGAGGGGGGAGCUUACUGGAUCGCCCAUCGCGCCUGUAAAUAUGUAUUCGAUGAUAUCGACGAUUUCGUGAAAGCACCGGAGCCAAUAAGCUACGUUUGGCCGGCGAUGAGAAAUUACUUCAAUGUGACCGAUAGAAACGCUAUAUUACCGUAUAUGUAUAAAAACUUCAACAAAAGCACCAUUGCCGAGUUCACUAUGGAAGUCGCGACCGGCUGCGAUAGGGGCGAUCCGCUCUGCCUGAAGCUCUUCGAGGAAGCUGGACAACUUUUGGCGAAGCAUAUUAACGCCGUCUCGAAGAAGGCCCAUAACGAUCUCAAACUGGCUCAAGGCGGUUUAAAGGUGAUCUGCGUCGGAUCUGUAUGGAAGUCGUGGAAAUACAUGAAGAACGGUUUCGUGAACGAAAUCCACGACAGGCACGUCGUAGACGAGUUGAGCCUGCUGCGUUUGACGACAUCGUCGGCGUUAGGCGCCUGCUACCUGGCCGCGGAGAAGAUCAACUGUCAGUUUGUCAAGCCGUACGACAGCAACGUUGAGAUCUUUUUCCAUUACAAGCGCGACCGUUAUCCGGAAACGCAGAAGGAAGAACAUUCGGUGGAAUUGAAAAAUCAUACCGACGAAAAUCAUACCGACGAAAAUCAUACCGGCAGUAGUGCUCCCGUUCACGGAAACGGGGAAAGUACGUGAUAAGACAAAUAAAUGAGAAAGUUUCGAAAAAUGUGCUAGCGUUCUCUAGCUUUCGGCGCUGAAAUAUUUUAUCUGCAAACGCGUUGCAAAAGUAACAAACGGAUUAUCUCGCGUGAUUGUGAACAACCGGAAAGAUCGCGAUCCCGAUUAGGAGCGAUUACGAGAAGCACAGGUGUAGCAAAUCUAAAUACUAUACAAAUAAUAAGCAACACAGAUCUGCGGGAAAAAAAAAUGAAAGAAUCGUUUCUGUAAAAAUUACAAGUUGUAAAUAUCGAUUGUAUGUAUAUAAAUUUCUACGAAAACGAAAGCAAUAUAAUGAAAUCUUCUAGAGCGUGCGCUGGUGCGGAGAAUGACGCAUUUUAGUGUAUCACUAUCCUCGUAAAGAUAAACUUGAAAAAAUAAACAGGGUAACAAAAAAACCCGAGUAAUUUUUUAUAGCGCAA